GAUUGGCUGGCCCGGCCGCCGGCCCUGCGCACCCCGGCCCGUCUGCGGCGCCGCGGCCAGCUGGCGCCAGCGCUCAUAUAGGAUGCGCGGGGAUGGGACCGAGUCGGCCAGAGCAGCGGCUUUGCCAUCUGAGUAACACUCUCCAUCCAGCCUCCUCUGCUCUUCCCGCGCUCGCUCUGCCUUUCCCCCCUCCUCUCCCUCUUCGCUUUUUUUCGUUCCCCCUCCGUUCUCCCCCUCUCUGCCGCGCUCGCAUCCUCCACGCCGGCAUUCAUCGCCACCCAGCCGCCCGCGCCGGGUGCUGCCCUGGCGCUUCCCCGGACCUGCCUCCGCUCCCCGCCUGUUGACAGAGGGACACGCUGACUUCUGGGGUCCUCUCCCACGCCUCAGAGGGCGCGCUUCAGUCACCCGGCGGUUUUCUUUCUAAGAAAAGCCACCCCAAUAUCUUAAAACCCACCAGGCAGCGUCAAAAGCGACCCCCCGAGCAGCGCUCCCCGCCCCCACCGAGCGCCGCUCGCUCCUGGCCCGGGGGUGGGUGAGAGGGGAGGCCCAAGGCCAUGGAGGUGGCCACGGAUCAGCCUCGCUGGAUGGCCCACCACGCCGUGCUCAACGGGCAGCAUCCCGACAGCCACCACCCCGGGCUGGCUCACAACUACAUGGAACCAGCGCAGCUCCUACCUCCGGAUGAAGUCGACGUCUUCUUCAACCACCUGGACUCCCAGGGCAACCCUUACUACGCCAAUUCCGCCCAUGCCCGGGCCAGGGUCUCCUACAGCCAGGCGCACGCCCGCCUGACCGGGAGUCAAAUGUGCCGGCCUCAUCUUAUCCACAGCCCCGGGAUCCCUUGGCUGGACAGCAGCAAGGCGGCACUGUCUGCCCAUCACCACAACCCCUGGACCGUCAGCCCCUUCACCAAGACACCCCUGCACCCCUCGGCGGCAGGAGCGCCUGGGGCCAUCUCGGUGUACCCGGGCAGCAGCACCUCCAGCACCGCCUCCGUGUCUUCGCUCACCCCGGCCUCGCACUCCGGCUCCCACCUCUUCGGCUUCCCCCCGACCCCUCCCAAGGAAGUGUCCCCAGACCCCAACUCCACCAGCGCCGCCUCCCCUUCUUCCUCCGCCGGGGCUCGGCAGGAGGACAAAGACAGCAUCAAGUACCAAGUGUCGCUGUCGGAGGGGAUGAAGAUGGAGAGCGCCAGCCCGCUCCGAAGCAGCCUCACCAGCAUGGGGGCCCAGCCCUCCACCCACCACCCCAUCCCCACCUACCCCUCCUACGUGCCGGCAGCCCACGACUACAGCAGCAGCCUCUUCCACCCGGGCAGCUUUCUGGGGGGCCCCGCGUCCAGCUUCACCCCCAAGCCGCGGAGCAAGGCCCGGUCCUGCUCGGAAGGCAGAGAGUGCGUGAACUGUGGAGCCACUGCCACCCCUCUCUGGAGAAGAGACGGCACCGGGCAUUACCUGUGCAACGCCUGCGGGCUCUACCACAAAAUGAACGGCCAAAACCGACCUCUCAUUAAGCCCAAGCGAAGGCUGUCAGCGGCCAGGAGAGCGGGGACUUGUUGUGCCAACUGUCAGACAACCACCACGACCUUAUGGCGACGUAAUGCAAACGGGGACCCAGUUUGUAAUGCCUGUGGACUCUACUAUAAAUUGCACAAUGUGAACAGGCCUCUGACCAUGAAAAAGGAAGGAAUUCAGACCAGGAAUAGGAAAAUGUCCAACAAAUCAAAGAAGAGCAAGAAAGGCUCUGAGUGUUUUGAGGAACUGUCCAAGUGCAUGCAGGAGAAGUCGUCUCCCUUCAGCGCUGCUGCCCUUGCCAGUCACAUGGCACCCAUGGGGCAUUUGCCCCCUUUCAGCCACUCUGGACACAUCCUACCAACACCUACCCCCAUCCACCCAUCUUCCAGCAUCUCAUUUGGACACCCACACCCAUCCAGCAUGGUUACAGCCAUGGGAUAAAACCUGAUGACCAAGAGACCCAUCCAGAUAUUAAGAACAUGGGACUUUGCCUAAGAUGACACCAAGUAAGACAAUGUUCUGCCAAGAGGAGAAUGUAGGGAUGGCAAAAGGAGACCUUUGCUCCCAUGUGGUUAACUUUUAAUGCUGGACUAAAACUUGCAAAUGAUGGGUCUUCUGCAGAAAUGUGUAGUGGUGCCUGUAAUGCACUUUGCCCCCUCAGGUAUAAGAAAAAAGAACUCACCUGUUCGAUACUUAAUGGUCCAGCAGGAAGAAAAAGAUGGCAGAAGCUGAAAGAGAAGGCUUGGAACUGGUUUUCCUUUCUCUCUUUGUUAUUACUGUGAAUAUUGUAAAGAGAUAUAAGCAGCCUCCCAGGAUGGAAUUGGCUCACUGGAAGCCAGGCAUGCUGGAUUUCUAUUGCGGACUUUGUUUGGGAUAGGGGAAAAAAAAGAAGAAAAAAAGCCAAAAAAGAAAAGUAGAAAAAAAAUCAAGAGAAAGAAAAGGGCAUCUUUAUUAAACCAUAAGUUUUAAAAUCAGACACAAAGUCAUAUUUAUUUUGUUUUCCACAAAAAGCCUCAACCCCUCUGAUUGCAUGUUUUGUGCUGUCAUUUGCAAUGGCUACCCUGUAAGAAAAGCUGCCUUCAAAACAAGGAGAGGGGAAAUGUACUCAACAGCCCUCUUGGAUUGGCUCCAUCUAUCUUCCAUACCAAAGUUACCAGGAAGGGGGAAAGGAUUGCGAGGGCGAGGAACAAAGCAAAAAUGUAGCCGUAAUUCGGGAUUUUAAUAUACCCAAGAUGGUGAUUAUUUUGACACAAUUCCUUCAUUCUUCUCCCUAACAUGAAAGAUUUAUUUUAAAAAGAGCCCCUCUCCCAACUACCCUAUUGUUCCUCAAACCAGACAACCUAGGUCAGAAAAACUGUUGGGAAGAAAACUCUGGGGAAGGCAAUCCUGCACUAGCAAGGGGUGGAUAGCUGCAACACAAUUUUGGUAAAUGCCUGUAGAAGCUCUAACACAGCCAAAACUAUAAUGGGGCACGAAACCCAUCCUGCUCGCAGACUUUGGAGGUUGAAGCAUUUUGUUCUGUUGUGUUGGCAGCUGUCGCUUAAAAAUGCAGAUUAGCUGCUUGGGUAAACUUUGGGCAGUGCGGGCACCACGUGCACAUGCAGCCAGCCCUGCUGUCUCAGGCACCCAGCCCCGGUGGAGCCCACCGGGAGGAAGGGCAGAAAUGAGGCUGAGAUCACUGGAGAGGGGGAAAAGAGAGACAAUCAGUUUGAGCUUCACACAUCCAUCAAAUCCCAGACACAGAGACAGCUGAGGGAAAGCAUCGUUCUAAGGGGAACGUCUGUUUUCCGUAGCGGAUUUUAUAUGAAAACAAGAAAAGAACAAAAAAAAAAAAAAUUAAAUCUCCCAUUAUGAAACCAUAUUGUACGUAAAUGACCGAACACAAAGCUAUUGCCAAUGUGAAGUGUAUUCUAUUGAUUGUUAUGAUCUGAUGCCUCUCGUGAACACAAGCUCCAGUAUAACAUAAGGUGUACAUAUUUAGGUAUACUUCUGAUGAAAAUGCCCCAAUGAACAGAGGGGUUUGAUAAUGUAAACCACGUAAGCUUAACUCUGUGAAAAGCUUUUUAUUUUAUUUUUUUAAAUUUUAACUAUUUUGUUGUUGGGUUUUUCUUUUUCCUUUUUUUUUUUUUUGUUUUUUGGAUCAAGCCAAAUUGUAUCUUUACUGCAAAAGUCCUGCUUUAAAGAAAAAAAACAGAAUGAAACAAAAAAAGGAUGUAUGUAAAUUUUUUUAAGCCUGUAAUUUUUAAGCCUACUAAAAUGUAGUAUUUUAUAAUUAAGAACCAAGCAGCCAUGAAAAUCCUGCUUUCCUCUUUUUUUUUGGUCUGUGUAGGCAUAUAGGUGCACUUUGUAAAGAAGUGGAAAUAAAUGGGAAACUAAAUUGGUUGAGAGAAAUCAUAAGAAUUUUUAAUCUACUGAGGUAAAAAAUUAGGUCCUUUUUACUUUUUACCUUUUACAAUGGUACAGUUGUACAUUAUUUGUACCCAACUUAAAUUUCUGUAGGAUUUGGGCAGAGGGGAAGGGGUGUGGGUGAAAGACAGGGAUUACUGAUACAGUUGACAAAGUGCAAUAUAUUGUCAGUCACUGCAGCAUAGACAACAGCAGUUGAGAUUUAAAUUAUUUUGUACUUGUAUCAGCAUAAAAAAUUCUUCAGUAUUUUCUGUUUUUAUUUUAAUUUUUAUUUUGCUUAUUUUUGGAUUAGUGAACUAAAUUAUUGUUAAUUAUGUACAACAUGUUUAUAUAUUGUCUGUAAAAAGUGUAUGCUUUCCUCAUAUUCCUUCAAGGUGAAUAUUGCUAAGAAUAAUAAAUACCUUUUUUGUGAAA
This is a messenger RNA of Passer domesticus (house sparrow), 4334 nucleotides long. It is a transcript of the gene GATA2, whose product is annotated as GATA binding protein 2. The record is from RefSeq and is a predicted model, not a curated record. The coding region runs from base 555 to 1955 and encodes 466 amino acids. Gene Ontology annotation, molecular function: zinc ion binding; DNA-binding transcription factor activity, RNA polymerase II-specific; RNA polymerase II cis-regulatory region sequence-specific DNA binding. The transcript is spliced from 6 exons. Gene Ontology annotation, cellular component: nucleus. Gene Ontology annotation, biological process: cell fate commitment; negative regulation of transcription by RNA polymerase II; positive regulation of transcription by RNA polymerase II. Lineage: Eukaryota; Metazoa; Chordata; Aves; Passeriformes; Passeridae.